This is a messenger RNA of Anisakis simplex (herring worm), 318 nucleotides long. NCBI's taxonomy places the organism in Eukaryota, Metazoa, Nematoda, Chromadorea, Rhabditida, Anisakidae. The record is from the annotation of a GenBank genome assembly.
GACUGGCAGGUUUUGGGCUUACCUUACAAGAACAAUGAAGUAUUCAUGUACGUUUUCUUACCGAAAGAAAGAUUUGGACUCACGGAGAAACUGAAAUCGCUAAAUGGUGGUCAAAUGAUGGAUUUGGUUUGCGACUGUGAAAAACGCGAAGUUGAGACUGAAUUACCGAAAUUCAAAAUCGAAGCAAAAUUCGAUUUGGUCGAUACAAUGAAGAAGAUGGGUAUAAAGGACGCAUUCGACGAAAGUUCAGCUAAUUUCUCAGGCAUUAGCAAUACACCACUUUAUAUCUCGAAUCUUAUCCACAAAGCUUUUAUUGAG